Molecule: messenger RNA, 1660 nt
Organism: Hyphopichia burtonii NRRL Y-1933
Lineage: Eukaryota; Fungi; Ascomycota; Pichiomycetes; Serinales; Debaryomycetaceae
Gene: CCT3
Product: chaperonin-containing T-complex subunit
Exons: 1
Coding region: 1-1584 (527 amino acids)
Biological process (GO): protein folding
Cellular component (GO): chaperonin-containing T-complex
Molecular function (GO): ATP hydrolysis activity; ATP-dependent protein folding chaperone; ATP binding
Source: RefSeq, a predicted model, not a curated record
AUGCAAGCUCCAGUUGUAUAUAUGAAUACCUCUACCGAGAGGCAAACUGGGCGUCAAGCGCAGAUAUCUAAUAUCACCGCAGCCAAAGCAGUUGCUGAUAUCAUUAGAACAUGUUUAGGACCAAAAGCUAUGUUGAAGAUGUUGUUAGAUCCAAUGGGUGGUAUAGUAUUAACUAAUGACGGACACGCUAUCUUGAGAGAGAUUGAUGUUUCACAUCCAGCUGCCAAAUCCAUGAUUGAAUUGAGUAGAACUCAAGAUGAAGAAGUCGGAGAUGGGACUACAACCGUUAUUAUUUUAGCAGGGGAAAUUUUAGCACAAACUUUCCCAUAUAUUGAAAAAAAUAUACAUCCAGUUAUCAUCAUCCAAGCUUUGAAACAAGCUUUGAGUGAUGCCUUAGAAAUAAUUCAUCAAGUUUCAGUUAAAGUUGAUCUUGAAAAUGAAGAAUCAAUGAUCAAAUUAAUUAAAUCAUCAAUUGGUACUAAGUAUAUUAAUAAGUGGUCACAAAAAAUGUGUGAGUUAUCAUUAAAAGCCGUUAGAACUGUUAUGAUUGAGCAAGGCGAUUAUAAAGAAAUCGAUAUAAAAAGAUAUGUCAGAAUUGAAAAAAUUCCAGGUGGAGAAAUUACUGAUAGUGAAGUUUUAGAUGGUAUUUUAUUAAAUAAAGAUGUUACUCACCCAAAAAUGAAAAGAAAUAUAGAAAAUCCAAGAAUCAUAUUAUUAGAUUGUCCUUUGGAAUAUAAAAAGGGAGAAUCUCAAACUAAUAUUGAAAUUACCAAAGAAGAAGAUUGGAAUAGAAUUUUACAAAUUGAAGAAGAACAAGUUAAACUUUUAUGUGAUCAAUUAUUAGAACUUAAACCAGAUUUAGUUUUAACCGAAAAGGGAGUUAGUGAUUUGGCUCAACAUUAUUUAUUAAAAGGUGGCGUUACUGCAUUAAGAAGAGUUAAAAAAUCAGAUAAUAAUAGAAUUGCUCGUGCUACUGGUGCUACUAUUGUAAAUAGAGUCGAAGAUUUGAAAGAAUCCGACAUUGGUACUAGAUGUGGUGAGUUCAGAGUCGAAUUGAUCGGUGAUGAAUAUUUCACUUAUUUAGUCAAAUGUAAAGACCCCCAAGCUUGUACUGUGGUCUUAAGAGGUCCUUCCAAAGAUAUCUUAAAUGAAAUUGAAAGAAACUUACACGAUGCUAUGGCAGUCACCAGAAAUGUCAUGUUUGAACCUUCAUUAUCCCCAGGAGGUGGUGCCACCGAAAUGGCGGUUAGUGUUAAAUUGGCUGAAAAGGCUAAAACCAUCGAAGGUGUUGCUCAAUGGCCUUACCAAGCUGUCGCCGAUGCCUUUGAAGUAAUCCCAAGAACUCUUAUCCAAAACUGUGGUGGUAACCCCAUUAAGGUCUUAUCUCAACUUAGAGCAAAACACGCUAAUGGCGAACACACUUUUGGUAUCGAUGGUGAUUUAGGUAAAGUCGUCGACAUGAACCAAUACGGGGUCUGGGAACCAGAAGUCAUCAAACAACAAUCCAUUAAAACCGGUAUCGAAAGUGCCUGUCUCUUAUUAAGAGUUGACGACAUCGUCAGUGGUGUUCGUCAACAACAAUAAUCUCUCUCUCUCUCCAUCUCCCUUCUUUCUAUACAUAUAUAUAAUUAUAUACCUACUAUAAUAUCCCUUCAUAUCC